UGGCCCUGAUGAGAGCUUUGAAGGUUGUUAUGCCGGAUUCGAAACAUCUACUGUGUAGGUACCAUAUAUGGCAAAACAUAAUCAAGCACUGCGAACCGGCAUUGCGUAUGAAGAAAGAUGUUAACAUUGACAGGCUUAACGUUUGGUGGAAAAAAGUAUAUCAGUCUCGGACUUUUGAUGAGUUUAAGUCAAAUGAGAAGGAGUUAAAGGAAAAACUUGGGGGUUUUCCAGGCGUCUACAAGUACCUGACCGAUAAUUGGUUGUCCCCAUACCGAGAGCAGUUUGUGUCCUGUUGGGUCGAUGAACACCUCAACUACGAAAACCACACCACAAACAGAGUGGAGGCCGAGCACCAUUUACUGAAGGAAGAAUUGAGGGGGAAAUGCACAUUUACUAGAAUCCUCCAAUGUGUUGAUUCUGUCUUGAUCAGUCAAGAAGCAGAAAUAAGGGGCCAACUGGGGUAUAGCUACGGGACCCGGAAGGGGAAACAUAAUUACAACUGUAUGAAGGACCUGUUGGGAAAGGUUUCACUUAAAGCUUUGGACAUCAUGGCUGAUGAAAUUGUACGCUUAGACAAAGUCCUUAAAAGACAGGUUAACAAAUGUGGGUGCAAGGUUCAGUCCAGUUGCGGGCUACCAUGUGCCUGCAAGAUUGCCGAGUACAUGCAGCGCGGGACUCGAAUACAGCCUCAUGUCAUAGACCCGUUUUGGCAAAAGCUUGACUUAACACCGUGGACAUGCGUAGAAGACGAAGACGAAGAAGACGAUGUUCAUAAAGUUGUUGAUGAAACAUUGGUUGUCAAAAAUUAA
Messenger RNA from Erigeron canadensis, 809 nucleotides. RefSeq lists its product as uncharacterized. Bases 9 to 809 code for a protein of 266 amino acids. The transcript has 3 exons. Lineage: Eukaryota; Viridiplantae; Streptophyta; Magnoliopsida; Asterales; Asteraceae. The record is from RefSeq and is a predicted model, not a curated record.